CAGCAAAGUCGAAUUCGAAAGCAAAAGUUCGACGAUCUCCGGAAAGAAAGAACUCCACUGAGCAGGCAUUGCCGUACCCGCCAGGGACAGCUGUGCUAGUGCAAGGGCCUGAUGGCAGGCCAAUGUAUGCGCCUUUGUACUCCGGGCCACCCAGCCCUGAGCUCAGCAAGUCGCGACCUGGCACCAGCGGGUCAAGAUCUUCUUCCAAGCAAAGUCGAAGGGAGCCGACGCCUCCAGAACAGAUGCUGCCGCUGCCACGAUACUACGAUACUCGAUCGGGCUCAAGUCGAUUCUUGCCAGAGGAUGCGGAGUGGUUUCCUCCACCGGCUCGAACACGAUCUGCGUCAAGUGCCCAGCAGUUCGAGUACGACUACGACAUGGCACCGCCGUUGCCUGCAGCGCAAUCGCGGCGAAACGUCAGUGGUCCUGCUGCACCAGGGCAUGGUGAGGUGCGGUAUGCUUCAUUGCGACGCACUCCACAAUCAUCGUCACCGCUGGCGCAAUCGAGAUCGAGUGCUUCGUGUGGUAGCGGGCUUCGUAGGGUGGAGACGAGCAGCAGUGAUAGUAGUGACGGGCAGGGUGUGCUUGUGGAUAUCGUGCCUGAUGAGCAUGGAGGAUUCAGUAUCCGCCAGACCUCGCCUGGUACCCCAAGCACGCCUGCUGCUACUGCCACUGCCACGACGACGCCUACCAAGUCAGGUAACGAGGCAAGGAAACGCAAGUCUGGUCGCAGAUAGCUUCUUCAUCAAUGAGCAAUAUUUCGGCUUCCUCGG
Molecule: messenger RNA, 773 nt
Organism: Pseudocercospora fijiensis CIRAD86
Lineage: Eukaryota; Fungi; Ascomycota; Dothideomycetes; Mycosphaerellales; Mycosphaerellaceae
Exons: 1
Source: RefSeq, a predicted model, not a curated record